AUGUCAUCUCUGUCUGCCGCUCAGAUUCGGGAGGUGUUUGAAAAUUUGGACACGGACAAAUCAGGUCGAUUGUCGGUGAAAGAAAUCAAACAGGCUUUGAAUCAGAUGGGCGCUUCCUACACAGACACAGAGAUUGCUCAGUUCAUUUCGGAUCACGACCAGGACGGUGACGGACAAUUGGAUUUACAGGAAACCAUCAAGUGGUUCACUGCAUUUGUAAACAGACCACCUAAGAAGAAGUAG
Molecule: messenger RNA, 243 nt
Organism: Echinostoma caproni
Lineage: Eukaryota; Metazoa; Platyhelminthes; Trematoda; Plagiorchiida; Echinostomatidae
Source: the annotation of a GenBank genome assembly